AUGAAGUUGAAUGACAAGUUUGCAAAGUUCCUUAGUGUGAUGAAGAAUUUGCACAUAAUCCUCCCUUUCAUCGAAGUUGUCACACAAAUGCCUUCAUACUCCAAGUUCCUCAAGGAUAUUUUCACCAACAAGAAGAAGCUCAAUGAUGAGCUCAUCACUCUUCCCCAUUCAGUGAGUGCACUUGUUCAACAUAAGAUGCCUAAGAAGCAAAAAGAUCUGGGAAGUUUAACUUUGCCGCUUAACAUUGAAAUGAUCCCUGCAAGGAAGACUAUCCAAUUAGCCGACCGUUUGGUGAAGUUACCUUGUGGUGAGCUUGAAGAUGUUCCUAUUCAAGUUGGGCAUAUUUGUGUGCCUUGUGAUUUUGUAAUGAUGGAUAUGGAUGAAGAUGUUGAUACUCCUUUGAUUUUGGGUCGUGAAGCUCUUAAGACUUUAGGGUUGGUGAUCAAUUACAAGAACAACAUCAUUACAUGUGAAGUUGGCGAUGAAAAGAUUGUGUUUGAGUUCUUUAAGUUACUUAAGACCCCAAUGGUUGAAAAAUGCUAUAGGGUUGAUGUUGUGAAUAAGGAGUUAGAUCGCUUGGGAAGGGUUGUGAUGAAGCCUCAAGAUCCAAUUGUUGAAACUCUUACAUGCAAGGAAGAGUAUCACUCUCAAGAAGCAAAAGAGUUCGUCAUGGCCAUAGAAGAAACCUAA
Chenopodium quinoa (quinoa) is the source of this 690-nucleotide messenger RNA. RefSeq lists its product as uncharacterized. The transcript is spliced from 2 exons. NCBI's taxonomy places the organism in Eukaryota, Viridiplantae, Streptophyta, Magnoliopsida, Caryophyllales, Amaranthaceae. The record is from RefSeq and is a predicted model, not a curated record. The coding region runs from base 1 to 690 and encodes 229 amino acids.